Candidula unifasciata is the source of this 639-nucleotide messenger RNA. NCBI's taxonomy places the organism in Eukaryota, Metazoa, Mollusca, Gastropoda, Stylommatophora, Geomitridae. The record is from the annotation of a GenBank genome assembly.
UUGGUGUACAGUCUGAGCCGAGAGGUCGCUAUCUACUGCUGUCUGAGCAUGGGCCUCGGUGGCGUCAGCGAUUCCUACUUGCUCCGGGAUGAGCUCAGGUGUGCAGCCUCCAAAGUGUUUGACAUUGUCUUACUAUGCAAGCGUAGACUGAUGCCACUUUUACUCAGGUCUAUUGUAUCAUGUCAGUUGUAUUUACGAAUGUAUAUAUAUGCAGCAUGUAUGCGAGUCAAAGAAGAAGAACGAGAAGAAGUGGAGCGACUGUACAGAAUUUUUGUAGGCUGUCUGGAAAUGCUUCAGACAGAAUUUAUUAGGGCAAUGACACUACAGUCUAUGUUUCCGCUGUGGGACUCAAACACGCUCCUGAUACAGACAGGAGUCAGUGAGAGCGUCUUCCACAAAAAGUCAUGCAAUAUUAUGGAGGCUGGCGAUGGCUCAGGCAACGAGCGAAAAAUUGCUGAUCGCGAGGAAUUUACGAACUUAGAAAGGAAACUGACCACUCUACAAGAGAUGUGCUACACAACAAGCCAGAUGAUAGAUGUCAACCCUUGGGACUUCAAGCCAGACUCUGACCACACAAAAAUUGAGGAAGAAAGAGAGAGAGAGAGAGAAAGAGAAACAGUGACUGAGGGACAUAAAGAG